Dentiscutata erythropus is the source of this 260-nucleotide messenger RNA. Lineage: Eukaryota; Fungi; Glomeromycota; Glomeromycetes; Diversisporales; Gigasporaceae. The record is from the annotation of a GenBank genome assembly.
CAAAAGUGGAUGUACCAGAAGUUCCAGUAUUGCCGAAAUCUAAAGCAGAAGAUAUAUCUAGUUCUGUUACUGAAGAACUUGCGGAUAACAAAUCGAAAUUAAUAGAAUCUGGUCCGAAUGAGAAGGCUACGCAAGUUGCCGUACAACCAAAAAUAUCUACCACUGUUACAAAGCUAACGUCACCAAUACAAUCGGAAUCAAAAACCCAAACAUCUUCAUGGGUAUCUGUAACUAUCAAAGAUAGUAGAUGGGAUACUUAG